GGAACGCUGUUUUGCUGAUGCUGUAUGCUAUCCUUGUCUGGAGACAGGUUCAUCUAAUAUUGGAUUAAUUUUUUUUCUAUUUUAUCUUUAUUUCCAAAAUUCACAUUACCAAUUUACGAAUAUGGCCCAUUGGCCCAAUACUCAAAUUACUUUACCAAGUUCCCUCUCACUUCCCUCCGUUUUCCUCAAGAACAAACGUUCCCUUCUGUCUGUUCGAAAAUGGGAAAGAAACGAAAGGUUCCGGUGGUCCUAUGGAAGCUAUUCAGGGACAGAGCACAGACCUUAGCCACCGUUAUCACAUCUUUAAUUCGACCUCACUCUUCAUCGCCACCGCCACAUCCACCUUUCUGCCAAUGCAAGGGUCGGCUCUGCCUCAACUGUUGUGGUAGUAGUGAAAACGCCAUGUCUUUUCUCGUACAACCCCGAGAUCCACUCGAUUAUCGCAAUCUCCUCAAUAACUGCUUCGUUGUCGUCAAUGACAAUGCUCCUCUUGUUUCUGCUGCUGAGUCUCGGCCUCAUAACAACUGGCCCCAAAGCGAGAUUGUGGUGAGGACUAUUGAAAUGAUAAUCAGAGAGCAACCGGCGAAUUCGAAUGUAAUAUGCAGUGCUUAUAACAAGUGUAAUCACUCAAGCCCCAUUGUUGACCUUCUGACGUCUUCAGCAUGGAGUCUUCUAUUAAAAAGGGUGGGGGAUGGUAUCAUGAUAUAUCUUCUAAAGCAUACAUCAAUAUUUUUGCCACUUCCUCUUAAGAAACACCAUCAGGUGGCUGGUCCACCUGUGAAUAAUUUGGUUCUUAAGUUGUUGAAGCAUACAACAGUGCCACGACAAUGUCAAGAUCCUUUGGUCAUCCAUUUUGGACGCAGGAAGAAAAGGAGUAGGGAUGAUAAAGCUAACUCAACAUGUGAUAUACAACAACGUAAUACUCUCUCUACUCAAGGUUCCAUAGAUUGUGUUGGUAGUAAUGGUAGCAAUUAUAUAAAGCAAGGGCAUCUGAAUGAGGAAAUGGUGAAUCCUAGAAAGCGACUGCGACCUUUUAGGUGGCAGCGCUGCAAAAAACAUAAGCAUUCAGAUAUCAAUGAAAGCACUAGUCUAAGGCGUUGCAAUGUUCAGAUGAAUGUACCUGAAGCAUCUGCUCCUAGAACCAGAGUUUGUAGUCUGAGAAAUGAAGGGUACUCAAAUGAAAAACUUCAAGGCUCAAAUCAGGUUUCACCAAAACCUGGAAAGCAUUCAAGACUAUUUAGGUGGCAGCGCUGCAGAAAGCGCAGGAAUGCAGAUAGUGAAGAAGCCAGUAAUAACACUUGUUGCUCCACUGAUCUUAUUAAGGAACAUAAAGCACCUGAGAGACUUCCAUGUGACCUUAGUGAUAGUAAAAGCCAUUCCCAUGAAAAGAUGCACCAGCAAUGCUCUUGUGUUCUUCUAUUGGAAGCUGCACAUAUGAACAUGAAAAGGGCACAAAUUUGUAGGCGACCCAUAUUUUAUAAUUUGGAAUGUUCUUCAUCAGUUCUUCCACAAAAACAUAUAUUAAAUUCUUUAAAGUCAAAUUUCGCAGGUUCAAAGUCUCUUAUUGGCAGUGUUUUUGGCUUAUCUCUUGUAAAUUUGAAUGCUCAAUCAGUGCCAUGCUCCAACAGCAGUGGCUUCUGCCGCUCAGGAUCAACAUGCUUGUAUCAUUUGCUUGCUAAGUUGUUUAAGGUUCUUAUACGCCGAACUCAUUGCUGCAAGCAUGUUAGAUUAUUGGAUAAGCAUUGCAUGGUUUCAUCGUCAAUUCAGACUACCAAUCAAAAUUCAACUUCGUUUGAGGAGAAUGAGUUGGAGAAUAAAAUUUCUGAGAAAUCUCAUGGUGUUAAUACUGAAUCUUGCAAUGAUCGCCAAACUGAGGCAAUAAAGUCCUAUUGCUCAAAGAGUCAGGUGGUGUCAUUUAUAUGGGCUGUCUGUAGAAAUUUAGUUCCUCCAGAUUUGUUAGGAACUCCUUCCAACUGGAGAAUCCUAACGAGGAAUAUUUCCAAGUUAAUUUAUCUAAGAAGAUAUGAGAAGUUUUCAUUGAAACAAUGUAUGCAUAAACUGAAGACUUCAGGGUUCCCCUUUCUAUCAGAUAAACAUUCUUCAUUUUACUUGGCUGCUGGGGUGCAGAAUAAUGUGCCACGUCAGAAUUUAGAGAUGCAGAAGGGAUCAUGCGAAUUAAAUGAUGCUGUGAGUAGUUUCAAACAUAAGCUUUUAGAGAAAUGGAUAUUCUGGUUUUUUUCGUGUCUGGUGGUGCCAAUACUACAAGCCAACUUCUAUGUCACUGAAAGUGAGCAUGGCAAACAAGACCUCUUUUAUUAUCGGAAGCCAAUAUGGGAAAAGGUGAAAAAUAGAGCCAUUACAUGCUUGAAAGACCGUAACUAUCAGUAUCUAAAUGCCAUAACCGUUGAAAGUGUUAUAGGCAAUAGGUUAUUUGGGUUCUCGAAGCUCAGACUUUGCCCAAAAGAGAAUGGAGUAAGGAUGCUUGCAAAUCUUAAAGCGCCAUCUAGAAUGAUUCAAGCAUCCUCAUCCACUGGAAUGCUGGGAAGAGCACAACUUUGCUCCAAGUCAGUUAAAUAUAAGCAUUUCAAGUCAGUGAAUUCCAUUCUUCGUGAAACACAUGCUGUUCUGAAAGGUAUACUGUUAAAAGAACCAGAAAAGUUAGGGUCAUCAGUGUUUGACUACAAUGAUAUAUAUGGAAAGUUAUUCAUGUUUAUUCUUGGCUUGAAGAAUGAAUUGGGUACCUUGCCCAACAUAUUCAUUGUUGUUUCUGAUGUGUUGAAGGCAUUUGAUUCUGUUGAUCAGGAUAAGCUGAUUAGUGUAAUGGAAGAUCUCAUAGUCGAGGAUGAAUAUCUUCUACGACAGUCUUCUCAAGUGGUUUGUACUAAGAAGUCUUUGUGGACUCAAGAGAAUCUUAUAUUAACAGAUACAGAUAUCAGUACUGGUUUUACAAAGUUAAGUUCUUCUGCUCGCUUUGGUUCAUUACAUACAGUGCUUGUUAAUCAGGGGUUCAAUAGGUAUAUGAAGAAGAAAGAGCUUCUUUUCAAUCUAAAAGAGCAUGUGAAACGAAACGUACUGCAGUUGGAUAAAAAAUUUUACUUGCAAGGCUUAGGUAUACCACAAGGAAGUAUCUUGUCUUCCCUGCUUUGCUCAUUGUACUUUGGUCAUCUUGAAAGAAAUGUGAUCUUCCCAUUUCUUGAAAAAAUUCGUGAACCUGCUAUUAUAGAUUUAUCUGGAAGUAGCAAUUGUCAGGGUGCUUCUGCUGCUGUAAGUAACAGAGAGAAUAGAGUCAUUUCAUCCUCUUGUUAUAUGCUGCUCAGAUUAAUUGAUGAUUUCUGCUUCAUAUCAACCUCGAAGAAGCUGGCUACUGGCUUUUAUACCAGGUUGCAGAGAGGAUUUCGGGAUUACAACUGCUAUAUGAAUGAAGAAAAAUUUUGUCUUAAUUUUGAUACAGAAAAUGCAUCUGGUAUUCCAUCCAACAGGGUUUACAUUGGUGAAGAUAGAACCUCAUUUCUUCGAUGGAGUGGCUUGCUUUUGAACUCUUGCACUUUAGAAGUUCAGGCAGAUUACACCAGGUAUCUGAACCACCAUUUGAGGUCAACUCUUACCGUCUCCUGGCAAGGUAAACCUGGUUGCCAACUUAAGGCAAAGUUAUGUGGCUUCUUGAGACCUAAGUGCCAUCCCAUAUUCUUCGAUUCAAACAUUAACUCAGGACCUGUUGUUAGAUUAAAUAUCUAUCAAGCAUUUUUGUUAUGUGCAAUGAAGUUCCAUUGCUACGUUUCCGAGAUGUUGUACACAUGCAAACUACACCCAAGAUACCAUUUAAAAAUUAUUGAAAGGUCCUUCAGGUAUAUGUAUAUUCUAAUAAAGAAAAAGAUGUCUACUGCACAUAUCGGUUCUCAUUUCCAUCCCAUUCUUCAAUUGGAGGCGGGAGAAGUUGAAUGGCUUGGGUUGAAUGCUUUUAUCAAGGUAUUGAAGAGAAAACAAUCUCGGCAUAAAGAUCUGCUACGUUUGUUGAAGUCCAAGUUGUCAGCACAUAGAAUAAAUGGGAGUGUAUCUUCUCAACUUGACUAUGCAAUUGAUAGUUCACAUUCCUCUGUAAUGUGGAAAAUCAAAUAUUAGAUACUCAGAUUUUGUCUCCUUUCUAUUUUGCAGUGGGAGGGUACAAUUGGUACAA
Jatropha curcas is the source of this 4174-nucleotide messenger RNA. RefSeq names its product telomerase reverse transcriptase (gene TERT). Gene Ontology annotation, biological process: telomere maintenance via telomerase. NCBI's taxonomy places the organism in Eukaryota, Viridiplantae, Streptophyta, Magnoliopsida, Malpighiales, Euphorbiaceae. The record is from RefSeq and is a predicted model, not a curated record. Gene Ontology annotation, molecular function: telomerase activity; telomeric repeat DNA binding; telomerase RNA binding. Gene Ontology annotation, cellular component: telomerase catalytic core complex.